Messenger RNA from Acanthochromis polyacanthus (spiny chromis), 3165 nucleotides. RefSeq names its product F-box and WD repeat domain containing 9 (gene fbxw9). NCBI's taxonomy places the organism in Eukaryota, Metazoa, Chordata, Actinopteri, Pomacentridae. The transcript is spliced from 7 exons. The coding region runs from base 515 to 2263 and encodes 582 amino acids. The record is from RefSeq and is a predicted model, not a curated record. Gene Ontology annotation, molecular function: protein binding.
CUACACCGGAAGUACUACUUUGAAUGUUUUCCUGGACUUUGCGCUGCUGACAGAAGACAAACAGCAGCUGUUUUUGCUGAAUUGCUUCCGUCUUAUUUAGGUUUAUAUUAUAAUAAUGGCUCAGUUUUCUUAGCUUGACUCUGGCGACAGCUUGUUUCCCGCGGCUAGCGUUGUGAAAGCUUGUUAUUAGCAUCUUAAAGCUAACGCUAACCUCAUGAAGUUACCUCAGACGUUUCCUGGUUUUUCUCUGAAUAUAUUUCUAACAGACAGAAGCUGAAUUCACAGCUUAUCCUGAGAAACUGAAAUAAAUCAAAGGCGUUAUACUCGAGGCAAGUGGCUAAAUCUUUCUUCCAGUAAUGUGCCUGUGGAUCUGAACCGAUGGAAACGAAGCUAAGAGCUAACAUUUAGUCAUUUUUAAAAAUGAUUUCAAACCUUUACUACACAUUUAGAGAUUACAUUGAUGCUGGCUUUCAGUGCAUGAGGUGUUGGUGUUGUGUUGGAAGGAGAAGAGGUGAUGUCUGAGGUCAGGGUUGAUCUGAAGGAGCCGGAGGCAGAAGCUGAUGGAGACCAGACUGGAUCUUCUGACCAGAGCAGUGAAGCUUCCAGACUGGACCUGCAGGGGCUGCUCCCUGCAUCCUCUGCAGAUGUUAGUCCUUCUGCUGAGCCGAGCGGCUUGCUGUCGUUGCCGUGGGAGAUCUUAACCCACAUCGCCUCACACCUCCCAGCUCAGUGUGUCAUCACUGUGCUGCCAAAGGUCUGUCAUGCACUCAGUGAUGUGGGUAAUGACAGCACCGCCUGCCAGCUCCGGGCUCAGAGACUCAUCGGACCACGAGCAGCCUUCCCAGUGGGACCAAGGCAGGGCUUCGACUGGCCCACUGCUUGCCUGGAGUUAGAGCAGCUGAUAACCUGCUGGACUCGAGAAGCAGAUCGUGUAGCCAAACAGAAACGAGAAGGUGAGGAGGAGCGGGAGCAAGCGAGGAGGGAAGGAAGAGAUGAUGAAGCAGCCGCAGAAGGACAAGAAGACAACGGAGAGGAUGAGGUGGAAGGGGUGGGAGUGCCGGCGCAGGAGGUGGCUUAUGGUGUCGAUGAAGAGAUGGAGAUGGCGAUAGAAGGGGAGGAUGGUGAAAUGCAGCCAGUCCAAGGCGACGACCAACUAGCAAGACUGAGAGAGGAGUUGGAAGACAGACUGGAGGAUGAUGCAGCAGCACUGAUGGAAGAAGGAAGGGACCCCAGGAGGGUUUUUCCGGCUGAUGAGCUGCAGGAAGCAGUUCUUAAUCACCAGCAGGACCUGGCAGAACCCGAGAAUCUGGGUCACGGAGGGCAGGUAGAGGUGAUGCAGCGUCAGUCCCCCAGAAGUCCCAGCCCUCCCCCAGCGCUGGAGUGCAUCACGCUGCCUUCAGCCCACAUCGCCCAGACCAACGCGGUGCUGUUCCUCGGAGGGGAGGGGAAGGUGUGCGCCACGGCCUCCAGAGACUGGAACGUGAAGCUGUGGGAUCUGCAGGCAGGAACUAACGGAGCGCUCCUGUACACACUGGGAGGCCAGGGGAACUUCAGCACCCAUCGGGGCUGGGUCUGGUGCCUGGCGUCCCGGGGGCCCCUGCUGGCCUCGGGGGGCUUCGACAGCACCGUGAGACUGUGGGACCUCCAGGCCGGCGGUGCAGAGAGAGGCCUGAUCCGAGCCGGAGCUGCUGUCCUCUGCUUGUCCUGUCAGCCGGACGUCUUACUGGCUGGAACCUUCGACAAGAAGGUCAACAUGUACGACCCCAGAGCUCCUGACCCGCUGAUUAAAAGCCUCCGUCUCCACGGUCACGCUGUGAUGUGCCUGGCAGCGGACGACAAAUACAUCAUCUCUGGGAGUAAAGACUCCACCGUGGCCGUGUACGACCGCAGGGCAGGCAGAGGCUUGAAGAAACUCCGGCUGAGCUCCUACCUGAUGUCCAUGAGCUACAGCGGCAGUGAAAUCUGGGGAGGAGACAGCAGCGGGAUGCUCCACUCCUUCUCCAUGCAGGCGGGAACCUUCAAGCCUCUGUCCCAGUUUGACGUGGGACACACAGCUCUGAUCACCGGCAUACAGAAGACACCUGGAAGCCUCUACACCUGCUCGUCUGAUUGGACCAUCAAGGUUCACAUUCCCUGUUCGCCUCCGAGGACGUUGUGCACCCUGCAGCACCAAGCCGCCGUCCACGGGCUGAGCGUGGAGGCUGGAGUCCUCGCCGUGGCCUCGGGUUGCGGAAGUGUGGAGAUCUGGAGGCCCAGGAAGUAAAAAUGGGAAAAACCUGGACACUACAUGACACCACCUGAAGCAUCUCGACACCUGCUGACCUCAGUGAUCCUCCUGCAUCGUCACGUUUAAAUAAAAACGUAGUUAAAGCUGCAGCGUUGGUCGGGUCCUUACAUCCAAGCAUGUCCACCAGGUGGCGCUGCGACUGAUCGCGUGUUUCUGCCUGUGUGUGUGUAUCUGAUGAAGGCCGGACUCUGGUCAUACAUGUAAAGUUAGAGGCAGAUCUUAGCAUGUUCAGGCUAGUUGUUCAUCACUUCCUGUUUCAUGGUGGAGUGUCAAAAUUCUGCCGGCCGCCAUUUUUACACCGUCAGAUGUUUGUGGAGCAUUUUGAGAACUUUUGAUCACCCAUGCCUGGUGGACAUCCUGGACAAAUUUGAGCUCUGUCGGGGUUACCGUGUUUGAGUUUACAGCUUUUGAAAAUGUCCAAAAAUGACCCAAAAACGUCCAAAAUAUGACACGUAAUUCAAAAUGGCCGACUUCCUGUUGUGUUUCGGGCAUGGGUGUCAAUCUCGGACCCUGAAAACAAACAUCUCUGUUGUCCUGCAGACUGGCCGGCCACGUUGACCGAGGCAGAAGAGAUAACUUAUGAAGGUUUUCAGCUGAAGUUUUUGGAAAAUGGCGCUUCCUGUUUAAUUCAACGCUGCUAUUCAGUUUUCUACAUGUUUCCCAAACCUCCUUAAAGCUGUUUAUUUAUACACUACCAUCACAUCUACUCAGCAUCAUCUCAUUUGUGUGUCUCAGUAUACCUCGUGUGCAUUAGUUCUGACAACAUUUCAUGGUGUGGAUGCCGCUGUAAUCCUGAAUCUAUAAAUCGUUUACUUGACAGAUGAAAAACACUGACAGACUGUUUCAGUGGAGGAUGCAUUAAAUCUAGUGAAACUCCA